Messenger RNA from Encephalitozoon hellem ATCC 50504, 885 nucleotides. RefSeq names its product thymidylate synthase. NCBI's taxonomy places the organism in Eukaryota, Fungi, Microsporidia, Unikaryonidae. The transcript has a single exon. Gene Ontology annotation, biological process: dTMP biosynthetic process. Gene Ontology annotation, cellular component: cytosol; mitochondrion. The coding region runs from base 1 to 885 and encodes 294 amino acids. Gene Ontology annotation, molecular function: thymidylate synthase activity. The record is from RefSeq and is a predicted model, not a curated record.
AUGCCUCAGGAACCAAGACAUCCAGAGCGUCAGUAUCUUGAUCUAGUGAAACACAUACUGGAAAGCGGAGUCAAGAGGAUGGAUAGAACGGGCACAGGGACACUGUCUGUAUUUGGAGCAACGAUGAGGUUCUCUCUUGAGGACAACACGUUUCCCCUGCUGACCACAAAAAGGGUCUUCUACAAAGGCGUUGUUGAGGAGCUUCUGUUCUUCCUCCGGGGGCAGACUGACUCGAAGAUCCUCGAGAAAAAGGGAGUUAGGAUCUGGGAGAGGAACGGGUCGAAGGAGUUCCUGCAGUCUCUGGGGAUUGACAGGGAGGAGGGGGACCUUGGGCCGAUAUACGGAUUCCAGUGGAGGCACUUUGGGGCGCCGUACGAGACAUCUGGGUCUAGCUAUGAGGGCAAGGGGGUGGAUCAGAUCAAGGAUGUGGUUGAUAUGAUCAGGAAGAAUCCCAACAGCAGAAGAAUGGUUGUGUGUGCAUGGAAUCCUGUGGCGCUGGGAGAGAUGGCGCUUCCACCCUGCCACGUGCUCUUCCAGUUCAAUGUGAUGGAGGGAAAGCUGAACUGUGCAAUGUACCAAAGGUCUGGAGAUGUUGGGCUGGGAGUUCCCUUCAACAUAGCCUCGUACUCACUGCUAACGAUAAUGGUUGCACACCUGACUGGGCUUCAGCCUGGGGAGUUUGUGCACUUCCUUGGGGAUACCCACAUAUACCUGGACCAUGUUGACUCGCUGAGGCUGCAGCUGGAGAGGGUACCAAGGCCCUUCCCAAAGCUUUUUAUCAGGCCAAAGGAGAGUCGGGAAAGGCUGGAGGACUUUGAGUACGAGGACUUCUUGCUUGUGGGGUAUGAUCCGCACCCUCCGAUCAAGAUGGACAUGAGUGUCUGA